CGGCGCGCGUCGGCGUCGCCCUCCUCCCAUUGAGCGAGGCUGUGUCGCGUGGCCUAGCGUCGGCGUGACGGUUGGACGCGGGCGCGGCACUGCGGGUCCCGAUUGCUGCAGCCGCUUGUCAGUGUGAUGAAGAUUGGCACCCAGACACCACUCACUUCUGACUCAAGAUGAUCUGAUGUCUGAAGUGAACUCUCAUCAACCAUGAUGGCUACACAGACGUUAAGUAUAGACAGCUAUCAAGAUGGACAACAAAUGCAGGUGGUAACGGAGUUAAAAACAGAGCAAGAUCCCAACUGCUCUGACCCGGAUGCAGAAGGAGUGAGUCCUCCUCCCAUGGAGUCUCAAACCCCAAUGGAUGCCGACAAGCAGGCCAUUUAUAGGCAUCCGCUAUUUCCAUUACUAGCUUUGUUGUUUGAGAAAUGUGAGCAGUCCACGCAGGGCUCUGAAGGCACAACGUCUGCCAGCUUUGAUGUGGACAUUGAGAACUUUGUCAGGAAGCAGGAGAAGGAUGGGAAGCCCUUCUUCUGUGAAGAUCCGGAAACUGACAAUUUACUUCAAUUGCAGUUGAAUCAAGAUCUCAGCAUCUUGCAUCAAGAAGAUGGCUCCUCCAAGAACAAGAGAGGCGUCCUUCCGAAGCAUGCCACCAAUGUGAUGCGGUCCUGGCUCUUUCAGCACAUCGGGCAUCCCUACCCAACGGAGGAUGAGAAAAAGCAGAUUGCUGCUCAGACAAAUCUGACACUGCUUCAAGUCAACAACUGGUUCAUCAAUGCCCGGAGACGGAUUCUCCAGCCAAUGUUGGAUUCCAGCUGUUCAGAGACUCCGAAGACGAAGAAAAAGCCUGCUCAGAACAGGCCAGUUCAGAGGUUUUGGCCAGAUUCCCUUGCAUCAGGGGUGACACAAGCCACACCCAGUGAGCUCGCCAUGUCAGAAGGUGCCGUUGUGACCAUCACCACACCUGUAAACAUGAACGUGGACAGCCUUCAGUCCCUGUCCUCAGACGGGGCCACCUUGGCUGUACAGCAGGUCAUGAUGGCGGGGCAGAGUGAAGACGAGUCGGUGGACAGCACAGAAGAUGACAGUGGUGCCCUGGCGCCCACGCACAUCGGCGGGCUGGUGCUGGAGAACAGCGACUCUCUGCAGUAGGG
Peromyscus eremicus (cactus mouse) is the source of this 1145-nucleotide messenger RNA. It is a transcript of the gene Pknox1, whose product is annotated as PBX/knotted 1 homeobox 1. The record is from RefSeq and is a predicted model, not a curated record. Gene Ontology annotation, molecular function: RNA polymerase II cis-regulatory region sequence-specific DNA binding; DNA-binding transcription factor activity, RNA polymerase II-specific. Lineage: Eukaryota; Metazoa; Chordata; Mammalia; Rodentia; Cricetidae. Bases 202 to 1143 code for a protein of 313 amino acids. The transcript is spliced from 8 exons. Gene Ontology annotation, biological process: regulation of transcription by RNA polymerase II; angiogenesis.